GAGGAGGAGGCGGAGGCGGGGACCGGCCGUGCCCAGCCCAGCGCCUUACCCCGGCCGGACACGGCGCCCGGGGCGGAGAUGGCGGACGAGCCCCAGAAGAAGCCGCACUUGUCGGCCUUAGUGGGGCACACCAACGGGCUCACCAAGCCCGCCUCGCUGGCCGCUGCCGCCACUACCCGCGCCGGGGGAGGAGGAGGAGGAGGAGGAGGAGGAAGCACAACCGCCUCCUCCAAGAAACUCGUGAUCAAGAACUUCAGAGAAAGACCCAAACUGCCAGAUAAUUACACUCGGGACACCUGGCAGAAACUUCAUGAAGCGGUGGGAGCCAUACAGAGUAGCGUUUCUAUUAAAUACAACCUUGAAGAGCUCUACCAGGCUGUCGAAAAUCUCUGUUCUUACAAAGUCUCUGCUACACUGUACAAACAGCUGCGGCAAGUCUGUGAAGAUCAUGUGAAAGCACAAAUCCUUCAAUUCAGAGAAGAUUCACUGGAUAGUCUUUUAUUUUUAAAGAAGAUAAAUAAAUGCUGGCAAGAUCAUUGCAGACAAAUGAUCAUGAUCAGAAGCAUUUUCUUAUUUUUGGAUCGUACAUAUGUACUUCAGAAUUCAAUGCUUCCUUCUAUAUGGGAUAUGGGGCUGGAGUUAUUUAGAAAUCACGUCAUUAGUGACAAGCAAGUUCAAAACAAGACUAUUGAUGGAAUCCUCCUGCUGAUCGAACGAGAACGAAAUGGUGAAGCUGUGGACAGAAGUUUGCUGCGGAGUUUGUUGAGCAUGCUGUCUGAUCUGCAGGUUUACAAGGAAUCAUUUGAACAGAGGUUUCUGGAGGAGACAAAUUGCUUAUAUGCUGCAGAAGGCCAAAGAUUAAUGCAAGAAAGAGAGGUUCCAGAAUACCUUCACCAUGUUAAUAAACGUUUGGAAGAAGAAGGAGACAGAGUAAUAACAUAUUUAGACCACAGCACACAGAAACCACUGAUUGCUUGUGUGGAGAAACAGCUGCUAGGAGAACACUUAUCAGCUAUUUUGCAAAAAGGACUUGAUAACCUGCUCGAUGAAAAUAGAAUAUCAGAUUUGACCCAGACAUACCAGCUGUUCAGCCGGGUAAAAGGUGGGCAGCAGAUCCUUUUGCAACAUUGGAGUGAAUACAUCAAGAACUUUGGGACAACAAUAGUGGUUAAUCCUGAAAAAGACAAGGAUAUGGUGCAAGAGCUACUAGAUUUUAAGGAUAAAGUGGACCAUAUCAUAGAAGUGUGCUUUCAGAAAAAUGAAAAAUUUAUAAACUUGAUGAAGGAGUCCUUUGAAACAUUUAUCAACAAGAGACCAAAUAAGCCUGCAGAAUUGAUAGCAAAAUAUGUGGAUUCCAAGUUAAGAGCUGGUAAUAAAGAAGCAACAGAUGAAGAGCUGGAAAGAAUCCUUGACAAAAUCAUGAUCAUAUUUAGAUUCAUUCAUGGUAAAGAUGUGUUUGAGGCAUUUUAUAAGAAAGACUUGGCCAAAAGACUGCUGGUUGGAAAAAGUGCAUCAGUAGAUGCUGAGAAGUCCAUGUUGUCAAAGCUUAAACAUGAAUGUGGCGCUGCUUUUACCAGCAAACUGGAGGGGAUGUUCAAGGACAUGGAACUGUCAAAAGAUGUCAUGGUUCAGUUUAAGCAGUAUAUGCAGAACCAAAGUGACCCAGGAAAUAUAGACCUGACAGUAAAUAUAUUAACUAUGGGAUAUUGGCCAACUUAUACACCUAUGGAAGUCCACUUAAAUUCAGAGAUGAUAAAGCUUCAAGAGGUAUUUAAAACCUUUUACCUGGGAAAACACAGUGGUCGAAAACUUCAGUGGCAGACCACUUUAGGGCAUGCUGUCCUAAAGGCGGAAUUUAAGGAAGGAAAGAAAGAAUUUCAAGUAUCGCUCUUUCAGACACUAGUGUUGCUUAUGUUUAAUGAAGGAGAUGAAUUCAGUUUUGAAGAAAUUAAAAUGGCCACUGGUGUAGAGGACAGUGAAUUAAGAAGAACCUUGCAGUCUUUAGCUUGUGGAAAAGCACGAGUGCUAAUUAAAAAUCCAAAGGGCAAGGAUGUAGAAGAUGGAGAUAAAUUCAUCUUUAAUGGUGAUUUCAAGCAUAAAUUGUUUAGAAUAAAGAUCAACCAAAUCCAAAUGAAAGAAACAGUCGAGGAACAGGUCAGCACAACUGAAAGAGUAUUUCAAGACAGGCAAUAUCAGAUUGAUGCUGCUAUUGUACGAAUAAUGAAGAUGAGAAAGACGCUUGGUCAUAAUCUCCUUGUUUCUGAAUUGUAUAAUCAACUGAAAUUUCCCGUAAAGCCUGGAGACUUGAAAAAGAGGAUUGAAUCUCUCAUUGACAGAGACUAUAUGGAGAGAGACAAAGACAACCCCAAUCAGUACCACUAUGUUGCAUAAUGGAGAAGAAAUACUUUUAUUUAAAAAAAAAUAAAAAAACAAACCCCAAAAAUAAAAA
Harpia harpyja (harpy eagle) is the source of this 2449-nucleotide messenger RNA. It is a transcript of the gene CUL4A, whose product is annotated as cullin 4A. Gene Ontology annotation, cellular component: Cul4A-RING E3 ubiquitin ligase complex. Gene Ontology annotation, biological process: protein ubiquitination; DNA damage response; ubiquitin-dependent protein catabolic process. NCBI's taxonomy places the organism in Eukaryota, Metazoa, Chordata, Aves, Accipitriformes, Accipitridae. The transcript is spliced from 20 exons. Bases 79 to 2391 code for a protein of 770 amino acids. The record is from RefSeq and is a predicted model, not a curated record. Gene Ontology annotation, molecular function: ubiquitin protein ligase binding.